This is a messenger RNA of Moesziomyces antarcticus, 396 nucleotides long. RefSeq lists its product as uncharacterized. Bases 1 to 396 code for a protein of 131 amino acids. The record is from RefSeq and is a predicted model, not a curated record. Lineage: Eukaryota; Fungi; Basidiomycota; Ustilaginomycetes; Ustilaginales; Ustilaginaceae. The transcript is spliced from 5 exons.
AUGAGCGACACCAACAACAUCACCAACACCGCUGCCGCAGAGGGCCAAGACGAGCACCAGCAGCCCACCGCGGUGGACAAGGGCAAGGGCAAGGCGAGGGCUGUGGAGCCAGACCACGACGAAGAGGAAGACGAUGACGAUGACGAAGACGACGAAGAGGAAGACGAGGACUUCAACAUCGACGACGACGAGCUUGCCGAACUGAUCGAGGACGAAGAGGAGCUCGCCGAAAUCGACCCUUCGAACAUCGUCUACACGGGGCGCCGACGCAACGCACCGCUCGACUACACGUCGGAAGAGGCGCUCAAGCAAGCGGGUCUCGAUUCCGGGGCUGCUUCGGCUGAGCACGACGACGAAGACGCCGAGUUCAAGAGCGAAGAAAUGACCGACGAGUAG